AAAAAAACCCCUCCCAAGCAAACAACAAAAACCAGCCUUUCCCAAUGGCCUGAUUACUAACGAAUGGUUCUUUCCACGCGCCUUGCCAAGGUACAUCCUUCUGCCACUGCCGCACAUUGGGAUCCCCGAAGGGCUGGGCGUGGAAGGCAUGUAUGAUCCCACCUCCUCUUUCCCGGACCGGGACAAGCCACACAAGCAGCGCCUCCAGCUGUCACUUCUGGUGGGGCUCUGGCCUUUGGCGUGCAGCGCUUCCUUUCCCCCUCUUCUCCGCCCCCUCAGCCGCGCUCUGACCGCAGGCUCUGGCUAUCUCGGUGGACUUGCGGACGGAUCCCCGACCGGGGGGCGCUUUUCUGCGCAGGGGGGAGGGGAAGCGGGCUAACUUCGCCGUCCCACCUGCUCUGCGGCGGAGCGCCCGGGAGAGGAACCUCCUGCGCGAGCGCCUGCCCAGCCCCUGGCCGCGGUGGAGCCGACACUUUGAGUCGGCAGCCUUGGCUGGAGAGCGGGGGCCACAGGGCAGAGCAGAAAGUGAAAGUAACUUGUGCACGCGGAAGUCCCAUGGGAAAAGCAGAACCCCGCGGAGCUAGCGCGUCUCCCCCAAGGAAGAUGCGGCCGGAGGGCUGGUGAGUCGGGAAACGCCCGCUCCUUCGCACAGCAGCGCCUGACGCAGCCUGGCCCGGCGGAUUCUGCACUCCCAGAGCCUCCCCUCGGGCUCUGCACCAGCCUCGCACCAUGCACAAGCCUCUGCCACCACCAUGACCGAGAAGCCACCAGCGCAGCUCUCUCCACCUCCCCCUGCGGACAAUGUUCCAUGGUCAGAUUGGCAGCAACCUUGUGUUUCCUUUGACUUCCUCUGCAGAGUAUGGGUGCCAGUCACUUCCCAGGAUUAUCUGGUUUUUUUUAGGUCUGUCUUUGGGAUUCUGCCACUGUUCAUAGUUCUGUUGCCAGUAAAUUCAUCUACUUGUGUGAUGGAAAAUACAACUGUAAUACGUGAAAAGUACGAGAAUAUCCUAAGCCACGAUAUUGAAUUGCUGGAAAAUAUGUCUGAAGAGUAUCGUGACAGGUGCUGCAGGAAUAAAAGACAUGAAACCCCCAGUGCAUUUUUCUGCAAUGAUACUCAGGAAAUAAGGUCAUUACAGAAUAUGGCAUGUGACAUGCUUAAGUUCUUUUAUAAAAAAAAGAUCAACAAAGAUUUCAGAUGGCAAACUGCUCGGGUUUCAUGUAUGACAUUAGAAAUUCUACGUUGCAGAUGUGAUAGAGAGAGCAAAAAUAGAAAGGUUUGCAUAUUGCUUACACAACCCAGCAAAGACACACUAGGGGCACAAGACCCCAAGAAAAAAUGUUGCCAAGAAUUAUGUGAACUAAAGGAAACUAUAGCUAGUCUUAGAUCCUGUUGGAAUAAGUUUGAAAAAGAAAUUGCUAGGUAAAAACCUUAAAAUGCAAUCCUGUCUGUUUUUUUCAAAGUGCCAUUGCUUUGCACUUUACAUGCAAUCUUCAAGUACUUCUGUCUGCUUACAUAAAUACUUUUUGCCAAAGUCCUGAUGAGAAGAUCCAACACCUUGUUCCUGGGGACAAAGCCACUGGAAACCAACAAAUUCUAAAGUUCAAGAAGUGAAAGCUAACAACACAAUUGGAAGCAAAGACAAACAGAACAGAAUGCUGUAGCCUCACCUUCACACGAUGAAAAACACUUAGACUUUGUAGCUAUCUACAAGUACUGAGUCAUGUUUUUUUCAGUAACUUUAUAUGACUUUAAGGUGAGAAGAAACUUGGGAGGUGCCUACUGUGACAAAUAAUCUUGGAAAAGGCAAAGAAAGCAAAAUGUCAAAUUAAUAUGAUGUUUUAUAUAACUACAUCAUGGAUCAAAACUAACAGUUAUGCUAGGUAAGAAUGGCUCCUGAGCCAGUUCUGCUGAUGCAAUAAUAUUUGAAGUACUGGUAUCUGAUGGGAUCUGCAAGCUGCUUUUGAGGCCAAAAAAUGGAACCAGGUCCAUGCCAGAAAAAGAUAGGGGAAUGAAUUAUUUUUACACAGCCUAGGAAGAGGUAUCAGUUUUCGAGGGAUCUAGCACAGAUGCUGCUGAAGUAGCUAGAGGCGAGACAGAGUAAGACCUGUGGAUGGGGAAAAGGGUAGCUCCUGAACAUGAGCAAGAUCGGCUGACUGGAGAAAAUAUUAGCAUUAUGGAUUUGGUAAUCACAGUUAGCUGCAGGAAUAGUUAGAAUAGCUUACAUUAAUUGUGAUGACUUUAGUGUAUAUAUUUUAUAUAGUGUAUUUAACAUAAAAAAGACAUGACAAGGAAUGUAUGAGUAUUUUCAGAGAAUAAUAUAUUGGCAUUUUACUAAUUAUAUGUUCAUAUUUAAUUUUUGAUGAAUUCAUAAAUAUUUAUUAGUUGCUUAUACCUCACAAUUUCUUACUUAGAUAUUACUACUCCUUUUGUAACAAAAGCCACUUUUAAUAUAUCUAACAAAAUGGUGUCUCUUUUGGUAUCAUUGCUUCUGUUCUAGUUUUUGGUGUAUGAGACUAUCAUAGGCAGAGCUGAUAAUGCCACUGUAGUUAAGGUUAACUGACUGUCACGUGCUCUACUCAGUGUUGUGUGGCACCUCCUUCUGGCAAUUAGCUCUGCCUGGUUCAGCGCCCCUUUUCUUCUCUUCUGCCAUUGCUGCUCAGCUCUCACUGAUUGAGUCAUACCAUGGCUGCUUUGCGACUCAGCCCUCCAGCCAAGCCACACUGCGAUUUCCCCUUCAGAGGAUGUCUUUCCAAGUCUCUGGACAAGCAGCAUCAGGCAGUCCUCAUGCUCGCUACCCUGACUAUGUCAGUCCUGCAGUGACUCAGGCAGUCUCCCCUUCAAUGCCCCAAGCAACACCGCUAUAUAAUGGAUAUUAGGGGAACCCCGGCCCACCCUGUAUGCUGGGUUCCAGCCAAGGGCUUGUAGCAAGCAGUUAAGGUUUGCUGCUACACCAUCCUUACUGCUCUCGCCCCUGGACUACUUCCUACUGUGCUUUUCCAAGCUUUUAAUUCUCCAGCCUUCCUAGUCAGACGCUUUUCUCUUAGGCCUACUAAGUAAAUCCUUUCUCAGAGGGUCCCUAUCCCCGCCACUUUGUUUACCUCAGGGAGAGAGACUACAGGCUUCCUCCGUGCAGCGUCCCACUCCGUUGUCAGCUUCCUGACUUUAUAGAAGCCCCAUCUAUUCCCUUACAGGUGAGUUUCCUUCAAAUUAGUGGCCUCCCCACAGCCUAAAUCUCCCCCAUUUGCAGCUUAACUGGCUGAUUGAGCCCACUUCACCUAAUUCAAUUUCUUCAGGGCUGAUGUAGGGUGCACACCCCAUCACACACUUCCCACUAUAAGAACCUGUUUUCAGUUGCUUAUAACUUUUCCAGGGUGUUCAGGCUAAAGUUUUCAAUGCCAACUGUCUACCUCAGGCUAAUGUUUAUUUAUUGGAAGCUUGAGUUAUUUCAAGGAACAAAUUAGGGAAGCCUAUAUUGUUUUGCCCUUGUUAAAAAAAAAUUCUUGCAACUUUUCCAUUGAGAAACUCUAGCAUUCCAUGCACCAGAGCAAGAAUGUUAGGAAUUGUUAGGAAAGGGAUAGAAAAUAAGACAAAAUAUCGUAAUACCACUAUAUGGCAUAAUGCCACAACUCAUGGUGUGUCCGCACAUUGAAUACUGUGUCCAUUUCUGGUCACUCUAUCCCAUAAAGGAUACAGUGGAAUUGGAAAAGUUUCAGAGAAGGGCAACAAAGACAAUCAAAGGUAUGGAACAGCUUCCAGCUGAGGAGAGACUAAAAAGUGUAGGGCUGUUCACCCAACUAAGAGAAGAUAUGAUAGAGGGCUGUAAAAUCAUGAAUGAUGUAGAGAAAAGUAUCAUUUACUUUUCCACAAUACAAAAACCAUGGGUCACCCAAUUAAAUUAAUAAGCAGCAGGUUUAAUACAAUCUAAGAGGAAGUACUUUUUCACAUAAUGUACAAUUAACCUGUGGAACUCAUUGCCGUGGGAUGUUGUGCUGGCUAACAAUAUAACUGGGUUCAAAAAAGAAACGAAUUUAUGGAAGAUAGGUCCAUCAAUUGCUAUUAGCCAAGAUGGUUAGGGGUGUAACCCUAUGCUCAGGGCAAUCCUAAACCUCCAACUGCCAGAAACUGGAAGGGAAAGACAGGAUGGAUCACUCUGGCUGCCCUGUUCUGUACACUCCCCUUGAAGCUCUGGUAGUCGCUACUCUCAGAGAUAGGCUACUGAGCUGGAUGGGUCAUUGGUCUGACCCAAUAUGACAGCCCUUAUGUUCUUAAGGGCUUGAAAUUUGGCCAGGUGGGUCACCCUGCUGUCACAGUUGUGCCUUUUGCUAUGCUUGUGAAAAUUGGAUCCAAGUGAUCAGCCUAGAAAAAUUGCAGUUUACACAUCCUAAUUAGAGAUUUGGCAGGUAAAUUCUCAGAAGAUUCGAUCUGCACUGAGCACACUCCAGCCCAGGAAUGCCAGGACUGAGCAUAACAUUAAUUCAGCCUUCUUAUGCAUAGGCAUUAUGAUGAUUCUUUAAUUACAUGAUUACACAUUUUUCCAGAGAACCCCUGCCUCAUUCAGUGCACAGGAUAAACAGUGCUCUAGGAACAAAUCGGGGUUGUGUAAUGAAAGAGGCUAUUGUCUGUAGGCCUCCUGUCUCAUUUGUUGCAGAAGUUGGAAGGUAUAUAGUGAAGGAGAAAGGAUAGACUUAUGGUAAUGGAAGUUGAAUGCCACCCUGGAGAACUGGAUUCUAUCCCUGUUGUGGGAAAGCAUACCUUUAAGAGGGUUUGGCAAGAGCUAAUUGGAGCCAGUUGUGUUAUGCAAAGGCUCAUGUGCAAUGCUGGUCAGUUAGAAGUCAGAGACUGAAUGAAGUGGAACACUGUCAGAUUCCUUGGCUCAGAGUGAUUUUCAGUCUGAACACCACACCUGCCUCUGCCAGAGUUCCUGUGUGAUAUUGGACAGAUCAGUAAACCAAAUUUUGUACAGCUGGCCACUAGUUGUGUUUCUUGUUUUAAGGGUCCACCUGGGAUCUGAUUCGCAGAAGUGCUAGGCACUCAUAAUUGCAACUGAAGUCAGUUGAAGCUGUGCUUUGAACAUGUAACGUAUUAUAAAAAUGCUAAAUUCUCUGAAAAAUUAGACCCUGUGUCCCCCAAAUUGGGCAUUAGUUUAUCUCAGUUAUGCAGCUAUAAAAUGGGGAUAUAAUACUAUUACCAAAUCUUACAGAACAGACAUGAAGACAAAUUAAUUAUUGUGUGUGAAGCACUCGGUUGCUAUUGCAAGAGCGCUAUAGAAAUGUCCUGAAGAAGUGAAUAAAACUGUAUUCAGGGCAGCAUUGGGAUAGUGGCAGUAAAAUAAGGUCUGGGGCACACUUUGAAAUAGGCAGAUAAACAAAAAAUAUUGAAGAACUACUCAUUGAUUGAUUAGCAGAGGUCCCAUGGAAAAAAUAGUGUGUAAUCAUGUCAUUAAAAACAAAUAAAAUACAUAUGCAUACAGAAUUAAAGAAGCACAUUCAAGAAUGUCUUAACUUUUGAGUGCUGGCCUUCAGAAUCUUAACCUUCCUUUAAUGUAGGGUUUUGGGGGGUUCAUUAUGUAAUAAAAAUAACUCACCUACAAUCUCACCUUUACAAAUUAUACAGGGCACAAUAUGUGAGUAAGUUGGUACUUCAUAAAACUGCAUGGGUCUGUACUGACUUGCAACUUUGGACUAUUCUAAUUGCUUUAUAAGA
Gopherus evgoodei (Goodes thornscrub tortoise) is the source of this 5704-nucleotide messenger RNA. RefSeq names its product interleukin 7 (gene IL7). The transcript has 6 exons. Gene Ontology annotation, cellular component: extracellular region. Gene Ontology annotation, molecular function: interleukin-7 receptor binding; growth factor activity. Lineage: Eukaryota; Metazoa; Chordata; Testudines; Testudinidae. Gene Ontology annotation, biological process: immune response. The record is from RefSeq and is a predicted model, not a curated record. Bases 753 to 1424 code for a protein of 223 amino acids.